Messenger RNA from Alternaria alternata, 1260 nucleotides. RefSeq lists its product as hypothetical. Bases 190 to 1152 code for a protein of 320 amino acids. Gene Ontology annotation, molecular function: protein binding. The record is from RefSeq and is a predicted model, not a curated record. The transcript has 2 exons. Lineage: Eukaryota; Fungi; Ascomycota; Dothideomycetes; Pleosporales; Pleosporaceae.
GCAGACAGCUGCACAUCUGGAAGACGUGUCUGGACGCCACACGCAGCAGGAUCAUCUUGUACUACACGACGUGCAUAUCGCCUGUGUAAGUAUGCGCUGUACGACCCCGCAUCAAGCGUUUAGAGUCUUAAUCAUCAUAUAUCAUGGCGAGUUCAAUAGGUGUUACAGAGUUGACCAAACGUACCAACAAUGGGCGAGCCACCAACUACAUGUUCCUUUGAGGAACUCGUCCAAUCAAAAUUGUUCACAUUCUAUGUCGGGACAGAAAAGAGGGCAUUUGUGGUUCAUUCUAAGGCCAUCGCCGCAACCUCAUGGUAUUUUCAUGCGCUCGUUAAUAAUGGCAUGGCGCAGUCGCAAGAGGGAUCCGUUGAGUACCCCGAUAUGGACCCAGGUGAUUUUGCUCGAUACGUUGAAUAUGCGUAUCGCUACGACUAUACUGUGCCACUCCCGGGCAUAGAUAGAGCCGCGCGGAGCAAUGUUAUAAAUGGCAACGCGCACAGUUGCGAAGAUGCGCCGUCACCAGCAGAACCAGAAUCAGAACCACCAUUGGAAGAAGAGCCAGCACCAGUACCAGAACCAGUACCAGAACCAGAACCAGAACCGGUACAAGAAUUAGAAACAGAAGACUGGGGGGUGCCCAGCUGGGCAAAGAGAAAACCCGCUAAGAGGAAACCCGCUAAGAGGACUGAUGCUUUACGCAAGAGAUUCGACGAGCGUAGUUAUCUCACACCACUCGAGCCCAAAACAGCAAUGCUCAUUGACCAAAUGCCCAAAUCGAACAUCACGUUUGAACAAGACUUCACUCGUAUCUUUCUAGCGCACGCACGUCUCUACACCUUCGCUUGUAUGCGCCUCGUCGAUCCACUAAAGCGUCUGACCCUGCAAAAACUCCAUCAAACCCUUCGUGGUUUCAAACUUUAUAAGCAACGAGUGGGCGAUGUGGUCGAGUUGGCUAGAUAUGCGUAUGACCAUGGAGAGAACAGGAAAUCCGACGGAACUAUUGACGAGCUCAGGAAACUAGUAGUUGAGUACAUAGCUUGUGAGGUGUCGACUAUUGGGAAGCACGAAGCAUUUAUGCUGCUAUUGCAAGAGGGUGGGGAAUUUGUAGCUGACUUUUGGCGUAUUAUCGCUGAUGUCAAUCUGGGCUUGUGACAGACAACGUUCUUAGUUGGUUGAUUUCUUUUUUGUAAUCUAGCAUUGUCUUAUCAGCGCUGUUUGGCUCUUGUUGUUCCGUCGACAACGACCCACCCAUUCUUGCUC